UGAACAAGAAGUUAGUUUCCACCUUAAAAUGUUAUCAUUACUGUUUUUUAUAACAACUUUGUAUUACGUUGAAUGCCUUGACCAGUCAUCCUUCGAACUGCAGGUCAGAUAUCUUGAGGAUAUCGUGAAGAGAGAGGUUGAAAGGGCAGAAACUUAUAAAAAAAGAGAUAACAACAGAGAUCUGAUUGGAACUGCUGGAAAUGCAAAACCCAUAGAAUUUGGCAACUUUGACUUCAUCGUGAUUGGAGGUGGAACGUCAGGUUCAGUUGUUGCCAACAGGUUGACCGAAAAUCCAAAAUGGAAAGUAUUACUUCUUGAAGCAGGAGACAUCAAUGAUGAUUAUACUGAUAUACCUUUCGUCUUCGAUGCUUCAGCAGCGUCUGAUAGAAAUUGGGGCUAUACGACAGAAAACCAAAGGAAUGGAUGUUUUGGGAGAGAUUGGAGACGAUGCCCUUAUCCACGUGGAAAAAUCUUAGGUGGAUCAGGGACCAUUAACGGUCUUUUCUAUUCGAGAGGCAUCAAAGCAGAUUACGACAAAUGGGCUGAUGCAGGAAAUCCAGGGUGGUCAUGGAAUGACGUUCUGCCAUAUUUCAAGAAACUGGAGAAUUACGAAGCCGCUAACAAGGACCCGAAGUUAAGAGGAACUGGAGGGCCCGUUAACGUAGGUUAUAUAACACCAGAAACUCAGCCUAUGAAGGCCUUCCUUCAGGCAACCAAGGAAAUUGGCAUACGAUAUGUCCAGGAUUACAAUGCAGGCAAUAUAAACGGCGCUUCAUGGCUUCAGCACACCAUCCACAAAGGCAAAAGAGUGAGUGGUGCGAACAACUACGUCAGGCCAGCUUUGAAUAGAACCAAUUUCAACUUGACCCUUAAAGCUUUCGCUACAAAAAUUGUGAUAGAUCCAAAAACAAGGGUGGCUACAGGGGUGGAGUUUGUGAAGAAUAAUGUGAAAUAUGUAGCGAAUGCUACUAAAGAAGUGAUCCUCUCGGCUGGUUCAAUCAAUUCUCCACAGCUGUUGAUGCUUUCAGGAAUAGGACCAAAGGGAGACUUGGGCUGGUUUGGGGUCCCACUUAUUCAUGAUUUACCAGUGGGACAGUUCAUGAAGGAUCACAUAUGGUUCACUGGGCUUCACCUUAGUUCUAACUACGUCGAGCCAACUCUAUCGACAAACCAACUCAUUAGGAAAUAUCUUGAGGGAACUGCCCCUCUGCACCAAAGGAGCGUGGCUUACUUCAAUUCGAGAAAUUGGGGUUCUCCACUCCCCAACAUCGAACUAGCUUUCGCCCCUCCCUUCCCAACAGAAUUGAAAUUUCCCACUUUUGAUACUGCAAAUGCGGAAGUUCGUAAUUUCGAGAGCAAAAUCGACAAAGCAUCCGACUGGCAAUUGCAGCUAUCACUGCUCCACCCAAAAUCUUCUGGUAUUUUGAAACUGAGGAGUAAGGACCCUGUCGAAUUUCCAGCGAUUGAUAGUGGUAUUUUCGAUAAUACGGAAGACCUAGAAGAUCUGUACAGAGCAAUUGAGUUGGCGCUGAGCCUUGCCAAUACUUCUGUUGGAAGAAGUUUCAAUUUGACACUCAAUUUGAACCUUCCUUCCUGUCCCAAUGCCAGAUUGAAAACCGAUCCUAGGGAACAUUGGUACUGCGUUUUACGCCAACUGGCUUUACCAGCGUACCAUUUGUCUUCGACAGUGAAAAUGGGUCCUGGUAGUGAUCCGCAGUCCUGCGUCGAUCACGAACUGAAAAUUCAUGGCGUGAACAGUUUGAGAGUUGUAGAUGUUAGCAUUGUUCCGAGUACCGUUACUGGUCACAUCAACGCCCAGGCUUUCCUUAUUGGAGAAAAAGGAGCAGAUUUGAUUAAGAAAGAUCAUAUGUAACAACUAAUAAAUUGAUUUGUGGAAACUA
Messenger RNA from Coccinella septempunctata (seven-spotted ladybird), 1901 nucleotides. RefSeq names its product glucose dehydrogenase [FAD, quinone]-like. Lineage: Eukaryota; Metazoa; Arthropoda; Insecta; Coleoptera; Coccinellidae. The record is from RefSeq and is a predicted model, not a curated record. Gene Ontology annotation, molecular function: oxidoreductase activity, acting on CH-OH group of donors; flavin adenine dinucleotide binding. The transcript is spliced from 3 exons. The coding region runs from base 29 to 1873 and encodes 614 amino acids.